Gastrolobium bilobum is the source of this 1080-nucleotide messenger RNA. RefSeq names its product probable inactive purple acid phosphatase 24. The record is from RefSeq and is a predicted model, not a curated record. The coding region runs from base 132 to 623 and encodes 163 amino acids. The transcript has 3 exons. NCBI's taxonomy places the organism in Eukaryota, Viridiplantae, Streptophyta, Magnoliopsida, Fabales, Fabaceae.
CUCUCACAGUUUUCGAAGUUGACACGGAAAGAGAAUAAUAGUCAGAAGUCUACUUAACCUGUGAAAGCUUUUUCUGCUUUGUAGGAGAUAACUUUUUUUUUUUCGCAUCAUCUUUCAUUCGGAAAGAUUAAAUGGAAGGGAGUGUUGGGAAUAUGUUGAAGCUAAAUAUGAUAAUAGUGAUAUUGUGGUUUUCCAAAUUGAGCAUGGGUUUGGUUCAUAAUGAUAUGAAUGGAUUUGGAGAGCAGCCACUGUCCAAGAUUGCCAUUCACAAGACCAUUCUUGCGCUCCGUAGCUCGGCCUCUAUUACAGCAGCCCCGUAUGUCUUGGGCAAUAAGGGCGAGGAUACCGAAUGGGUGACUGUAGAACUAAAGUCCCCAGAACCAUCUAUAGAUGAUUGGGUGGGAGUUUUUUCUCCAGCAAAUUUCAAGUCAAUCGAGGAUCUCAUGCAGCACUUGUCAGUGGCGUUGAAUGUCUUGCAGAAAAAUGAAUUUUAUGUGAAGGUUAGUAAAUGUUCUUUUGCAGCCUCAGAGAUUGCUUAUCUGGGUCAUAUAAAGUCCGAUUGUGGUGUUAAAGCUGAUCCAGCCAAAACUCAGCCAUGGUGGAGUGGCCCACACCAGCAUUAAUCAAACAACUUCGAAUGUUCCUAGGUCUCACUGGCUAUUAUCGGAGGUUUGUGCAUGGAUAUGCUUCCAUAGCAUCACCUCUAACUGAUUUACUAGUUGCUAACAAUUGGUCUUGGUCCUCAGAAGCAGAAUUGGCGUUUGUUACCUUGAAAACAGCCAUGGCUUCAACCCCUAUUCUUGCACUACCUGAUUUCUAUCUUCCAUUUGCUAUUGAAACUAACUGACACAUCCAACCUAUGUGCAUUACCUGGUCUGUGCAUGGCAGCAACAUCAACCUAUUGUAAGGGUUCCUUCUUAGUUGGUAAUUCAUGGAGUCUGUAAUUGCAAUUUCUUAGUUGGUCAUUCUGAGUAGUGCUAAGAGUUCCUUCUUUAUUGUAAGGGUUGUGCCCAGUUAGUAUUGUAGAGAACGCUGCUUUCAUUUCCUUAUUCAUAUUGUAAGGGAAUUGUCCCAACCCUU